Sclerotinia sclerotiorum 1980 UF-70 is the source of this 168-nucleotide messenger RNA. RefSeq lists its product with no specific name. The coding region runs from base 1 to 168 and encodes 55 amino acids. The record is from RefSeq and is a predicted model, not a curated record. NCBI's taxonomy places the organism in Eukaryota, Fungi, Ascomycota, Leotiomycetes, Helotiales, Sclerotiniaceae. The transcript has a single exon.
AUGUCUCCGGAAAGGUUACAUUUUCAAUAUGAGACUCGCAAUGGAAGAGGCCUGAAAUUCGUAAAGGAAGGGUUGGCGUCGACCAAAAGAGUAAACUCCCAUGGGUUCCGAAUCUCGACUCCAUCACGAAUAUUGAUCGACGUCAUCGAUCAACUGGUCGAAGAGUAA